GUGUCCAUGUUGUGUUGCGCGUGUUUUCUGAAUUUUACUCGUCCAUGCUACAUUGCUACCUAGGUGGGCGUCCGGAUGCUCUUUUCUCCUCAGUCCUCCAAUGUCUCCUCAAACAUUCCCCUUCCUUCUUUUUACCUCCUUCGUCUUCUUCUACUCAGUUUCAGGCAUCGAUUUCACAUUCAACAGCUUCAAUUCGUCCAUCCUCCACCUCUUAGGCGACGCCUUAAUCCAAUCUUCUAUCCUCACUCUCACCAACGACACCACCUACUCUAUAGGCCGAUCUCUGUACCCACACCCAAUACCCACUAGACCCCCAAACUCAUCUCACCUCCUUCCCUUCUCAACGUCCUUCAUUUUCUCCAUCUCUCCCUAUCCUCACCGCGUCCCCGCCCAUGGCUUCGCCUUCAUUUUCGUACCCACUACCGGAAUCCAAGGCGCAGGCUCAGCUCAGUUUCUGGGCCUCCUCAAUUUCACCAAUAAUGACGACCCAGAUAACCAUUUGUUCGCCGUCGAGUUCGACGUGUUCAAGAACCAAGAAUUCAAUGAUCCUAGUGGCAAUCAUGUUGGGGUCAACGUGAAUUCUCUAUCUUCUAAGGCAGCUCAUGAAGCUGGGUUCUGGGUUGGGGAUGAUGAUAGUUCAGAGUUUCGGACAGUGAUGCUCAACAAUGGUGAGAACUAUCAAGUGUGGAUUGAUUAUUUUGAUUCGAAUCUUAACGUUACUAUGGCUCGGGCGGGCUUGAGAAAGCCUAAAAGGCCUUUGGUAAAUGUGUUUCUUGAUCUUUCUGAUGUUUUCUUGGAUCAAAUGUAUGUUGGGUUUUCUGCUGCCACUGGGAAAUGGGUUGAAGCUCAUAUGAUUUUGUCAUGGAGCUUUAGCAAUUCGAAUUUCUCCAUUGGUGACGCUUUGGUUACGAAGAAUUUGCCAUCGUUUGUUGCUUGGAAUGGUUCGGUUUUUCGUUCGAAAGGGUUCAUUGUGGGGGUUAGUGUUGGUAGUGUGUUUGUUAUUGGAUUUGCAGCUGUGGUGUUUGUGGUUUUGCUCAAGAGAAAGAAAAGGAAAGCGGGAGUGAAAUUGGAAGAUUGGGAGUUGGAGUAUUGGCCUCAUCGGAUGGAUUAUCAAGAGAUUUACAAAGCAACUAAUGGGUUUUCAGAAAAAAGUGUAAUUGGGUGUGGCGGGAAUGGAAAAGUCUUUAGAGGGGUUUUGGUGGGAGGAGUUGAAGUGGCCAUAAAGUGUAUUUCACUCGAAAAUGAGCAUGGGAUGAGAGAAUUCUUGGCCGAGGUUUCAAGUUUAGGCAGGUUGAAGCAUAGAAACUUGGUAGGAUUGAGGGGUUGGUGUAAGAGAGAGAAAAGAAGCUUAAUUUUGGUGUAUGAUUAUAUGGAAAAUGGGAGUUUGGAUAAGAGGCUUUUUGGGUGUGAAGAUAGUAUGGUGUUGAGUUGGGAAGAGAGGAUUAAGGUAUUAAAAGACGUGGCUUGUGGGGUAUUGUAUUUGCAUGAGGGAUGGGAAUCAAGGGUCUUGCAUAGAGAUAUUAAGGCAAGCAAUGUGUUACUCGAUAAGGAUAUGAAUGCCAGGUUAGGGGAUUUUGGAUUCGCCCGAAUGCACAAUUGGGGAGAAUUGCCUAGCACGACACAAGUGGUUGGCACUGUGGGGUACACGUCACCGGAAUUUGUUCGAACAGGGCGUGCCUCGGUUCAAACUGAUGUGUACGGUUUUGGGAUCUUGGUUCUAGAGGUAGUGUGUGGACGAGGUCCCAUCCAAGAAGGGAAGCCGGGGUUGAUUGAUUUGGUGUCAGGGCUGAUGGAGAGAGGGGAAUUGAUUAGUGCUCUGGAUGAGCGGCUAAAGGCCAAGGGUGGGUACAGUGAAGAAGAAGUUGAGAGGGUGCUUCAUUUGGGAUUGUUAUGUGUAUAUCCAGAUCCCAGUAGUAGGCCUACAAUGAGGCAAAUAUUGAAGGCGUUGGAGGGAACAAAUGAGGGGACUGAGUCUGAGGGUGAAGCAAUGGAGGCAAGUUUGCUUGAUAGAAUGAAAACAACAACAAUGUGGUCUAAUUAUCGUCAGGACAUUGGCAGAGGAUACCCUACAUAUGAGGAAAUUAAGAAGGCUCACUCUUUUAGCAUGUGUCUCUCCGUAUCAGAUAUCCUUUCAGAGGGUUGAUAGCACUGUGUUAGUUGCGGUUUUCGUGAUUACAUUAGAUGGGGUGGUUUAUAAAUUUUGAUGAGAAUUCACUCUGUUGAAUAGGCCUUUAUGAUAAUGAUAUUGGUAACAACUGUUUGAUUAUCCCCCUGCUUGGGUUGGAAUGCUUGCAAAGAGGCAACUUUGUGCAUUAUGUUCAAUCUGCACUGCAACCCACAUUUUUGAAGGAUUGUAGAAUGGAAGUCAUACGGUUUGCUAGGACUCGAGCUUAGUUGAGGACUAUUAAACCUGAAGAACUGUCAGCAUUGAAAAUCUGCAAGCACAAAUUCUCUAACAGGAGGAGAAACAUUAAUUUUAAUGCCAGUUUGACUUGAGAGCAUUGUUUGUGUUUCCUACAUUAUGUGGGUUCUUCAUCUGGCAUAAGCUUUGGCAUUUCCACUCUGCAUGCAUUUGCAAUUAGCCUCACUGAAUCAGAGGAUAAAAACUGCAACUGCUUUAGUAGUUGUUCAUCUAUUGGGAAUGGUCAAGCUUGUUAUCCUUUGGUUACUAGAAAUCUUGAGGAGUACCAGGUCUUUCAAUAGUCUCCGCAGCAGUAAAAACUGGCCAGGGUUUGGAAAUACUCACAUUGUGCUUGUCAUGAAUUGGUCCAUUAGGCCAAAAAGGGGCUAAUCCAGUGCACAAGGCACCCGCCAUUGUGGGGUCUAGAGAGGGUUAGAUGUAUGCAGCCUUAUCCCCAUAUGCGAAGAGGCUGUUUCCGUAAUUCAAACCCGUGACCUCCAUGUCACAGUUGCACCAUUUGAACGGUUUGUUAAUUCUCAGGUCCUCUCUUCAGAAGAUCCUUGUUUCUUGAGGAGGGCGGAAUAUAUUUGAAAGGUUGUCCCCAUUCUCUCUUUUUGAUGAUGCUUCAUUAUGUAAUCAUGCGUGGCCAAACAAGAGUAUUUACUCUAGUUUUGGAUACACAAUAUAUUCAUUUGCUGUAAAAACAGAUUAUUUUGGUUGUUAUAUUUUAAGACAUAUGAAUGCAAAUACAUUCUCAUGAAUGCAUGUCUAUGCCAGUAAUUGUUAUGUACUUAUGUGAAAAAAUGUCCAUUAAAGAUAUAAGAGAAAAUGUAUUGCUUCUCUCCAACGCUAUGUUAUAUGCCGAACGCUUCAAAUUUCUAAACAAAAGGACGUCACACGGACACUGCUAAUAUUGUGUUCAAUAUAGGCAUUUUCAAUACGAGAUU
Messenger RNA from Cornus florida, 3348 nucleotides. RefSeq names its product probable L-type lectin-domain containing receptor kinase VII.2. Bases 101 to 2143 code for a protein of 680 amino acids. NCBI's taxonomy places the organism in Eukaryota, Viridiplantae, Streptophyta, Magnoliopsida, Cornales, Cornaceae. The record is from RefSeq and is a predicted model, not a curated record. The transcript has a single exon. Gene Ontology annotation, biological process: protein phosphorylation. Gene Ontology annotation, molecular function: protein kinase activity; carbohydrate binding; ATP binding. Gene Ontology annotation, cellular component: plasma membrane.